AUGAGCGGUGAGAGGAACUGUGAGAAGCUGUUUUCUCGGCUGCAGGAGAACAGCGCAGCUGUUACUUCAGCUGCGGAGGAAGCUGUCAAACCAGGGCGUUUCCUGGGGCCACCAGGCUCUCAUCCAGAACGAGGGGGUGAGGGUGACCCUGUGGGAGGGACGAGAGUCCUGCGUUUCCCCGGGGCAAACAGGAGUCUAAGCGGUUCUCGGCUUUUUCUCUUGUUCUUCACCGAUCCCAGAAAUCUUUGUCUAAGAGAAGUGAUUACAGUGCUUCAGUUGGCCUGCUGCUGUGGGUCUGCUGGCUGCACCCUGUGCUGCGGCUGCUGCCCCAAGUUCCGACAGUCCCGGAGCACCCGCUUCAUGUACGCGCUUUACUUCAUUCUCGUCGCCCUCCUCUGCUGCCUCAUGAUGUCAAAAACCAUGCCUAAGGAGAUGAAAGAGCACAUUCCUUUUUACGAAGACCUCUGUAAAGGCAUUAAAGCGGGAGAUACCUGCCAGAACCUGGUGGGCUACUCCGCCGUGUACAGAGUCUCUUUUGGGAUGGCCUGUUUCUUCUUCAUCUUCUGCCUCCUGACCUUAAACAUCAACAACAGCAAGAGUUGCCGAGCGCGUGUUCACAAUGGGUUUUGGUUCUUCAAACUUCUGCUGUUGGCCGCCAUGUGCUCAGGAGCUUUCUUCAUUCCAGAUCAGGAGACCUUUCUGAAUGCCUGGCGCUAUGUGGGGGCCAUUGGAGGCUUCAUCUUUAUUGGCAUCCAGCUCAUCUUGCUUGUGGAGUUUGCACAUAAAUGGAACAAGAACUGGACUGCAGGCACAGCCAGCAACAAACUGUGGUAUGCCUCGCUGGCCCUGGUGACGCUCGUCAUGUACUCCAUUGCCACCGGAGGCUUGAUUUUGAUGGCGGUGUUUUAUACACAGAAAGAUGGCUGCAUGGAAAACAAAAUUCUCCUGGGGGCAAACGGAGGCCUGUGUCUGCUAAUUUCAGUGGUAGCCAUCUUGCCCUGUGUCCAAAAUCGACAGCCGAACUCCGGCUUGCUGCAGUCGGGUCUCAUAAGCUGCUAUGUCACGUACCUCACUUUCUCGGCUCUGUCCAGCAAACCUGUAGAAGUAGUUCUAGAUGAACAUGGGAAGAACGUUACGAUCUGUGUGCCUGACUUUGGUCAGGACCUGUACAGAGACGAAAACUUGGUGACUGGACUGGGUACCGCUCUCUUAAUUGCGUGCAUCUUAUAUUCAUGUUUGACAUCGACAACAAGAUCAAGUUCUGAUGCUCUGCAGGGGCGGUAUGCAGCUCCUGAACUGGAAGUAGCUCGGUGUUGUUUUUGCUUUGGCCCCAGUGGAGAGGACACUGAAGAGCAGCAGAAUGUGAAAGAGGGACCGCGGGUCAUUUAUGAUGAGAAGAAGGGCACCGUCUACAGCUAUUCCUAUUUCCAUUUCGUGUUCUUCUUGGCUUCCCUCUAUGUGAUGAUGACCGUCACCAACUGGUUCAACUAUGAAAGUGCCAACAUCGAAACCUUCUUCAGCAGGAGCUGGUCCAUCUUCUGGGUCAAGAUGGCCUCCUGCUGGAUGUGUGUGCUGUUAUACCUGUGGACGCUGGCCGCUCCCCUCUGCUGUCCCUCUCGGCAGUUCUCCGUGUGAGGAUCUGAGCAGCCCCCUUGGUUCAGCAGGCCUGCAGACUGGAAGUGACGUCCUUUGAACAGGUGUCCCAGGGGUCUGAGCAGUGACUGGCGCUUUGGGCAAGCUGGCAUCCCCUGGCUGGCUUGAAUGGGUCUGAAAAAGUUUUCAGAAAAAAAUCUCCUAAUCAGCUUUUUAAUUCUGAAAUUUGAAGAGAAACUAUCAGUUUGUCCCCCCAAAAUUGAAAUUUUCAACCAAAGUGAUUAUAGGUGAUAAUAUAUUUUGUAUGUGUUUUAUACCUAAAAACCGAGAUGGUAAUUAGCUUAGUCUUCUCCUUCUUCAUGUUUUUACCAAAACAGAGUUUGGGGCACAACAUCUUAGCACAGGGAUUAAAAACUUACUUUGUGUGGCCAUCCUUCUUAUUCUUGGAAUAAAAAAAUAUGCCAAAAUCGUGAGCCUUCAGCCUCUGCCAGAAUGCAGGGGCUCCCACCCCUCGGCCUGCAGCCCCCUGCCCACGGCUCCCUGGUAUUUAUAGGGAACAAGAGGAAACACCUGCUUUGAACUCCACCUUUGUGCUGUUUCCUCCUGGCCCCCAGCAUUUCCCUUCGAAGUUGUGAUGCUGGGAAUCAGACUUCGCUCUCUGCCCUUGCCCUUCCCAGAGGUCCCGCAUCCUUCCUGGGUUCAGCAUCUUUGUUAUAAUGUGAAGAAGCACAAUUUGCCGUCACCGCCCGUGUGGCCCCUCACCGUGUUAUCACUACCUGAUCUGAGUUACUGCAAUAAGUGUGACUCUUGUGGUGUUAUUCACAUGAUUAGGGAACAAUCUUCAUGUUGUUUUCUUUGCCUUAACGGCGGAGGGCUAUAGUUCUUACUCGUUUGUGCUGUUAAUAGUAAUAAUACUUUAGGACCUUACCUGAAAAGCUGCUUCUUGGCUGAAGCCUGCUGCACCCCUUUUCCAGUUGUUAAGGUCAGCCCCCUGGUUUCUCCUCCACCUUGAGGCCUAAAAGCAAAAG
Messenger RNA from Ceratotherium simum simum (southern white rhinoceros), 2621 nucleotides. The record is from RefSeq and is a predicted model, not a curated record. NCBI's taxonomy places the organism in Eukaryota, Metazoa, Chordata, Mammalia, Perissodactyla, Rhinocerotidae.